CGCUCAUCACGUCACGCGCGUCAUGCCGCCGGAGCGGGCGAAGAAAGCGGGCGGGGCGCCCUCCCGUCCCGGAAGCGGCUGCGGAAGGCCUUAGUUCCGCUUCCCGGCGCGCGGCCCUACGCCGGUGCGGCUCGCGGGACGGGCGGCGCCAUGGCUGGUAUCAAAGCCCUGAUCAGCCUGUCCUUCGGGGGAGCGGUCGGACUGAUGUUCCUGAUGCUCGGGUGUGCCCUCCCCCAGUACAACCAGUACUGGCCACUGUUUGUUCUGUUUUUUUACAUCCUUUCUCCUAUCCCGUACUGCAUAGCAAGAAGAUUAGUAGAUGACACAGAUGCUACAAGUAAUGCCUGCAAGGAGCUAGCAAUAUUUCUUACAACAGGCAUUGUUGUCUCAGCAUUUGGGCUACCGAUAGUGUUUGCAAGAGCAGAAUUGAUUUACUGGGGCGCAUGUGCACUUGUGCUAACGGGGAAUACAGUCAUCUUUGCCACGAUCCUAGGAUUUUUCUUGGUCUUUGGCAGCAAUGACGACUUCAGCUGGCAGCAGUGGUGAAAGGAAGAUCAGAGAACUAUCACAGGCAUCUUGUCAUGCAGUGGCCAUCCAUACAAAUGAGAGAAUGGGCAAUAAAGAGAAGUAGCAUAGCAAGCCUCUUGAGUAUUCUAGAUGCUCCUUUUCACCUUGUUCGUUCUGAGUGUACUACUGUUGCUGGCAGGGUUUCUACGUUUUUAUGAAGUGGAGAGAUGACUGAUUUAAUUUUUACCUAUGGUAUGUUUUUAGGUGCUUUAUUGGUUUAAAAUUGUCAUCCUUCUGUCCAGUGUUUAUGUGAAGCUUUAAAUCUGGAACAAAAACAUUUAAACAUGGUUUCAAAGAAGGUUUAAAGUUGGGGGUUCAGGUGGGGUGUUUUUUUUCUUAAUAAUUGUGUUUCAAAAUAACUUUUUUUUGUAUAGCGAUUAAAUGAGGUGAGAGAUUUUGUGCCACCAUUGUCAAUUACCAGAUGAAUAGAUUGUUGCUAUUAGCUGCUAUAGCAGAGGCAAGGCGGGGCAGGGAGUACCAGCUGCAGAUUUUUCUUCUGCCCAUACCUCAGACUGGGUGAUGAGUGUUGAUAGCCUUCACUUCAGGAGGCUGAGGAGCAGGUAGAGUUAUUUGGGAGAAGUCCUAAACUGUAACACCGCUAGCACUUUUACCUGCUUUGUUAUCAAUUCUUGUGUGGAUGUGACAUUCAAAUACUCUGUAAAUGUAUCGAUGCUAUGACAUACAGAACUAAAGUGUAUUGUAGGGGAAGGGAAAAUGAUGUUUAAAUUCAAUUUUUUUUAAAAAAAGUAUCUUUUGAACUCUUUCUAUUUAUAAGUGUUGUAUGGUUUUGAACCUUUAUGUCAACUUUUUACCACAAAGAUGGUAAAAUGUUCAUUUACGGAACUACUGGUGUGUGUUAAUUUGUAGCAUAUACAAAGCUAUUUCCUCCUUCCCCUUUUUAAUUUAUUUUAUACAUAGUAUACGUAAAAUAAAACAGAUUUUCAAAUGUCAAUUAAAACUUUGUGUUAAACUUGCCUAAGAAUGAUUUCCGCCCUCUCCGCCCUUCACACAAUAUAGUCGAGGCAUGACUUUUUUGGAAGUCACUGGCCGAACUGAUUUCACUGACUGUUUUUAAGUUCUUAUGCACUAUUGGUUAAUAAGAUUUAAUGUUAUGUCUGUAACUGUAGCUUGUGUUCUGUAAGAUUGCACAUGUAGUUUCAAAUAUUUAAGACAAGUUUUCUGCAUACCUCUCAAUCAUCUGGAUUUUUCAUUUAAAGAAAUCUGCUGUUAGACAUUCCAUCAGGAGAUAGUUGAUGAGUGCCAGUUAACCAGGUUUGAUUGUACCACACAUAGCGAUAAUCUUGACCCAACAUACUUCUAAACUAUAUUUUUAUUCAAUUUAAAAAAAAAAAGUCUAGGAAACUUACUGUGCCUAAUUAAAACCUGCCAAUUGCUUAGGUUUUCCUUAAUGGUGGAGCAGCAUGAAAAGGCACAGAAUUGCAGGUCUUAGCUGUAGUAUUUGUGUGCAUAUGUAAACAAAGUAUAAAGCUUGAAUAUUUGAAGUCUGAUAGUGAUGGUAGUUACUUACACGAUAUGUCCAGGAACUUACACCAGCAGGUAGGGGCAGCAGGGGUGUAGCUACCUACACACGCUGCUUUGUUAAUGUUGUCCUGUGUAUAAAUAAGAGCUCAAUUUUAACCAUGCUGGUAGAGAUAGGUGUCAAUCCCCUAGUGCAGAAGCUAGUCUACAGCAGAUGGUCUUUUGGCCAUAAGCGAGCCCUUCACCAGACCUCCUGCGAUGGUGACGUUUGCAGGUGUGCAAGGGCUGUAGAAUCACUCAUUUCAGCACCUUUUUCAGUGAGACUUCUGCACCCCUGACUGCAGCACGACAGAUGCUUUGGAAGGUCUUCAAACCAGUGGCUAAAUUUGCAGACCUUCGCAGUCCUUGCGAAGGAGGAACGCUACAAAUCUGAACCUGUUACUGACUCAAUUUUUUUGUGGUCAAGAACUGUGUUUUCUUUUUCAUUCUUGUGCUGCUAAGCCUACUUCUCAACUUGAUGCUAUUCUCUGGAUCGCUGGGCCAUAGAACUGACUGUGUAUGUGUUGGCAGUGCAUUUUUUGUAUGUCAGUUGCAUUACAGCAUUACCAUCUUUUGCUUGCACACCGGGUAUGCGCAGUAUUGCUCUGGUUUAUGAGCUAGACACCUGAGAGGUACGAUCUUUCUGCAGAACAUGCACUGAGAUAGAGUUACCGUCCUUCUAGAGGGAAAAACUUUGAAUGAUAAAAAUUCUAAAUAGCAAUCUUGAUUUCUGUAUGUUUAAUCCAAAAUACUCUAAUAAAAAGAGUAUUUUGUUUGAAGUA
Phalacrocorax carbo (great cormorant) is the source of this 2867-nucleotide messenger RNA. NCBI's taxonomy places the organism in Eukaryota, Metazoa, Chordata, Aves, Suliformes, Phalacrocoracidae. The record is from RefSeq and is a predicted model, not a curated record.